Lactuca virosa is the source of this 972-nucleotide messenger RNA. NCBI's taxonomy places the organism in Eukaryota, Viridiplantae, Streptophyta, Magnoliopsida, Asterales, Asteraceae. The record is from the annotation of a GenBank genome assembly.
AUGCACACUUUUCGAUCCCCACAAAAAAUCCUCUUCAGACAUCUAACUAGUGAUGGCAAAAAUGAAGAACGAAAAGUCUUUUAUACAUUACAUGGAGAGGAGGAAUUGCCAAUGUAUUUGUGUCCCAAACGUGUAUACAUUGAUAUAACAACAACAGUCCCUUUCCCUUCUGGGGACACUAUUGCUUCAUGUAAUGGAACUUUCUGUUUGCUGACUGAAAAAGGUUUUACUCUAUGGAACCCUUCAAUCAGGCGCAAACUAAACGUGCCUGAAUUUCCUCGGAGAUCUGAAUCCUUUUCGUUGCAAGGUAUUGGGUUUGGAUUCGAUCCAAUCAGUGAUGAUUACAAAAUUGUCCGGAUAUCAAAUGUCAAAAACCAUUCAUUUGUUUAUGUUGUGAAGAGUGGCACUUGGUGUGAGAUUGCUUCCCCUAAUCAUGCAAAUCAGAUUCUUAGUGUCCGUUAUGAUGCCUUGUUUUUCAAUGGAGUGUUGCAUUGGGUGAUAUAUGUUUGUCAUACAGAACCAAAAGACAUAUACAUUCGUCGUAUACUAACAUUUGAUUUGAGCACUCAUGUUUUUGGUAUGAUUCCAUUGCCUACAUCCAAUCGGCAUUGGAUUACAACAGGACUAACAACCAUCCAAGGUUCUUUAGCUUUGAUUUCUUAUAAUGAUGAAUUUAAAGAAAGUUGGAUUCGGGUAUGGAGAGAUGAUUCUUGGUCUGUGGUUUUUAAAAUCAAUACAGAUGAACUUUAUGUUGUAGGAGCUUUGGAAUUGCAUCCACAAGCGACCAACAAUGGUGAUUUGUUGCUAAAUACUUAUUCUCAUAGGCUCCAUGUUUAUAAUCUCAAGACGGGGGUGUCAUCAAGAGUAGGCGAGUUCAAUGCUGCUUUAAGUUUAUGUUACUUUUAUCAGUGUGUCGAAACCCUUCAUUUGUUAGACAUGGGGGAGAGUAUUGGUGAAACGGAAGAACUAUGA